CGACUUUCGGGACUGAGGACAAGUGCAACCCUUUGGAAGCCAUAAUCGGAGCUGCGCUACGAUAUCAAACCCUGCGGAGCCUCACGGCAACGGAAAUCGGGGCGGCACCGCGACGUAGGCAUGUUACGCAAGGGGGGGGGGUCGUUGUGAGUGACCGUCAUGCCGUGGCCACCAGUCACGGUGGUCACGGUGAGCGUAUCGACCUCACGGUCAUGAUACAGUCCAGGCCCCGGGGUACCGUGACCGCGAAACCGUGACUAUCGAAGCCACCCUGGCCCUGGGGGAUGAAUCAUCUCCCGCUCCAUAGUCCGAGUCUACUAUCACUGGCAGUGGCAAGCCUGCCCGGGCCAGUGAACUUGAAUGUGGCUAAUCUUUGUAUCCGGCUCGCUGGGCAUUAAAAGCGAUUCCGGAGUCGGACUCCGGGUCCUGGCGGACGCGGACAGGCCGCCGAGUCGUGCGCUUUCUCAGGCUGGUUUGGAAAAUACGCAGGAGUGAUCUCAGGAGCGGGAGGCGACUUCCCCAUAUCAAACCUGAGGGGAUAUCGAAGUGGCCUCGGGAUAGGGAGUAGCCUCAGGCUCAGGCUAGGUAAUUCAAAGAAACGUCUAAGUUGUUAAACAUUGGAACCCUACUAGACGUAUUCCAAUUUCCAACCCGCACAUUACAAACGGCCUAUGGUGGUGUAUGCCGAAAAAUCUCAAUCAGAUUGGAACAACCUGGCCGGCGGCAAAAGAUAUAGCUACGCCGAACGCGCUGCGUCUAUAUUUUGGCUUAGCGUCAAUUUCGACGAUGGCAGCUGCACCUUAAAGCAGUUAGCAAAGGAGAUUAUCCGUGCUACUGAUGGGGCAUGUGAAGCGCUAAAGACGCUGAUUACAACUGAAGAAAUACAACAUUUAGCAACACGUGACUACUUCUCUGCUUUGAUACUGUCUCGUGCGCCUACAGGAUUCGUUAGGUGCAUCGAAACUGUCCUUACAACCUCCUUGAUGAGGGCGCAUGGCUCUUUUUUUAAGUGUGAUAACGCUGAGGCUGUCAAAAGUAUCAAUCAGUUCCUUGCCUUUUCUUCUUUUUGGACGAACGUCCACUUUCUUGGUUGGUAUCAUUUUUUCAGAGAAACAAUACACAAGGUCUUCUACGAAGGUAUUGAUCGUUGUGUGUUUGAUAUUUGUGCUGAGAGGUAUGAUACUCCCAUGCUUCAUAUACUGGAGAGGUGGAAAAAAUCAACAGUGCUGCCUUGGCUAAUUGCAAUUGAUCGUAAUAGCUUAUCAUCUAAGUUUGAAAGGCAUACUGAAGCGGCACUUGGGCGACUGGUGGACCUCGUUGUGGUUGAGACAUACGUUAGUGCUCGUGUCAAACAGUUUUACGACAUCAUCGCCGAGUUUCCAGAGUCUGCAUGCGCUGUUGUUGAGCUUUGCAACGCGCUGUCUCGCACGCGGCAACAUCAUUUCUUGGCCCGUUCGCUUCGAUUGACACUUUGUCGCAGGCUGCUCCACUUGGGAGCAAACACCUCGCAAAUUAUAGAAAUGUAUAUAUCUACCAUUAAAGUGCUUCGUAUCUUAGAUCCCCGUCGUAUUCUUCUUGAUACUGUGACUAUGCCUGUGAGACAAUAUUUACAACAUCGCAAGGACACGGUUCGUUGCAUCGUAGCCAAUCUCACUGAUGAGCUCUCUGGCGAGCUAUAUGAGGAGCUCCAUCGGUCAAAAUCUAUGGUACUUGGCUCUUGCGACUCUGAUAAUGAGAAUCACGACAGUCCAGGGGAAGAUUGGGUUCCAAAUCCAAGUAAUUGUCAAAAUGCGAUUCCGAAAACAAUGCGAGACAUCCUGUCUAUGUUGAUAUCCAUUUAUGGAACAAGAGAAAUAUUUGUAGACGAGUAUCGGCAGAUGCUAGCUGAUAAGUAAGGACAUCGUAAGUGUUUUUGUGGACAUUUUUAUCGCAGGGUACUGACAAAACUUAAUAUGCACGAAACCACACAAGAAGUGAAGAAUCUGGAACUACUAAAGCUACGCUUUGGUGAUGCCUUACUCCAUCAUUGUGAAAUUAUGUUGCGUGAUGUAGAAGAUUCCACGAGGUUGAAUCAACGAGCUCCCUGUGAUUACCUUCGGGUCACCGUAAUUUCUCAGGUAUUUUGGCCUGAACUUUCUAAUUGUGCGCUGACUAUUCAUCGGCUAGCUUCAGCGUGGCUUGCCGUUUUGCUGUCUGUCUGGCAGCCCAAUAGGUAUCUUGUUUAGAUAGUGCAAUUAGGCGUGUGAACUCUGCGCUAGAAUCAUUCGCCAACAUGUACAACACGCUCAAAACUCCAAGAAAACUAGUUUGGUUGAAGGAGACAGGCCGCGCCCAAUUAGAGCUCGAUUUGGAUUCUGGUGAUAGAAAAGUUUUCGUUGUGUCUCCAAUCCAUGCUAUUCUUAUCUUGCAUUUUCAUGGAUAUGAUAGUAGAAACUUACACGAUCUAGCUUCCACAACUAGUUUACCUAUCCACCGUGUGAAGAGUACCGUGGCUUUUUGGGUCAAUCACGGGGUAAUAGAAGAGCGAUUAUCAGGACUCUACUCUGUGUCGUCCCAAUUUCAGCAGCAUUCAAAUUCUGACACUAUUUCUGAAGAAAAUGGUUCUGACCACACUGAUCUUGCUAAUCAAGGGGCGCAUUAUGAUGACAAUAAGAAUUUCUUUUACCCAUUCAUUAUUGGUGCUCUUUCGAAUUUUGGCAAAUUGACACUUCCAAGGCUCCACCGCCUACUUCGAAAUAUAAUGCACAGCCAAAACACAGUCUAUGACCUAUCACCAAGGGAAUUAUCAAGAAUCCUAGAAUUACUUUGCGCGUCUCAUAAAGUUGACUAUUCUGGUGGACUUUACGGGCUUCCUCUCAACACGCCCAAGCCAGAUAACUAGGUUAAGAUAAGAGAGCGUGUCCUUUUGAACGUUAAUUGACGCCAAAGUAACCCAAGAUGUGAAGCUGAAUACGCAAGAACAGACCGUCGGAUACACUUAUCGCCUUUCUAGAAUUCUCCGUGGUUUGUGGCGGCCUCAUAGACAUACCUACCUUGAGCAGUACGGGGACGCUUGUUCGUGGCCUGUCGGCAUAUCUCCCAUCAAGCGCUAGUGGCACCAGUAUUGCGGUCUGUCUACUGGCUGGUGCCGCUGCGCAGCACAUAGAGAGAGAGAGGACUGCAAAUGCCCUUUUCUAGUUUCCUAAACCCACCAAUUGUUGCCCAAAGAGGCACCAUGUGUCUGACUUGAAACUAUCAUCCCGAUAGCGACUGCGAUAUAGCACUAUGGACGUCACUAUGGGGCCCAGGG
Pelagomonas calceolata is the source of this 3289-nucleotide messenger RNA. Lineage: Eukaryota; Pelagophyceae; Pelagomonadales; Pelagomonadaceae. The record is from the annotation of a GenBank genome assembly.